Messenger RNA from Oryza brachyantha (malo sina), 2985 nucleotides. RefSeq lists its product as uncharacterized. Lineage: Eukaryota; Viridiplantae; Streptophyta; Magnoliopsida; Poales; Poaceae. The transcript is spliced from 5 exons. The record is from RefSeq and is a predicted model, not a curated record. Bases 1 to 2574 code for a protein of 857 amino acids.
AUGCCGCUCGCCAUGUUGCCCUCGCCGCCGAUCGGCGACGGCGAAGGCGGCGGGGAGCCCCGAAGCUGCGCCUCGCCGACGCCCUCUCUCCGCAGGAAGGGCAGGGGGUCCCCCGGCCGCAGCGGCGGAAGCGCCCGCAAGAGUUCAGGCUCAAGAGAAUUCGGAAGUUCAAUUUUGAAUUCUGUAAAUAAGUCAACAUCCCAAUUUAAGAAGUCCAUUAAUCGUAAAAGUGGUUCCCCUAUAGAUUGGUUCCCUCGGAAAAAGACUGAACCAUACUUGAAGAGAAAGAUAAAGCGUCUUCAGGAGUGUGAUGGUAUGACUGCGUCUCUUCAUGAGACUCUGGGAAAUGCCAAUCCUCACUAUACGCGAAUGGCAAGGGAGAAAAUUGCAGCCAGAGAAGCAGCCGGAAAGGCAAUGGAAGCUCGCAAAGCUGCCAUGGUUGAAGCAUCAUGGUGCAGAAUCCUUCAUGCAGCAAGGAUCCAAAACAAAGAUGCCGAAGAACUUAUGGAAAAGGCCAAGGUGCGGGCAACUGAGGCAUUUGAAGAAGCUAGAGUAAUUGGUGUGAUGAUGUACGACAGACCAGAUUGUUCAAACCAGCAGUAUGAGGUGGAAUCAUUGUCACAGACUGGGGGACAAUCAACUCAUAAGGUCACUGCCUCCUUUCAGACUGGUUUUGAGGUUGAUAUGGAGGUUGCUGCAGCUGUUAAGAAAGCAUUUAUUCAACUUGCAAAUUCUUCUGAUUCAUCAAACAAAGAAGAGUUUAAGGAGCUAUUAUGGAAAAUUAGCCAAAAUCCUGAUGCAACCGAGAUUGAAUUGAAUUCUGAAGAUGAACAACAUCAGGGAAACGGUAACAAUGAAGAGAGAAAAAAAAUAAAAUUCAAUAGAGAAAUUUUGAGAGCCAGCAUGUUUCCAUCUCAGUUUGAUGACACUAACGUUCAGCAAUCCCAUGACCUUGUGAACAUUAUGCUGGAAAGGCUAAAAGCUCUUCAUGAAGAUGAGCUAGCCUCUCUGGCAGUUAUUGUUGCCACUUCUGGCCUAAAUGCUGCACUUCAGAGUGACACGGGCAAAUAUCAGCGAACUGGCUCUGUGAACAGCGGUUUAUCUACAACACAAAGGACACACUCAAGAAGAUAUUCCACUGCAGCUAGCUUUGUUGAUAUCCUGGAACCAAAGAAAGAAGUCACAUCUGAGCUUCCAAGUCUGGAGAAGUUCUUGGUCAAGCAUCUUUCAAAGCUUGAAAAAGAAGUUCAGGAAGCAAGAGAAGCAGGCAAAAAAGCCUCUUCAGUAAAUUCUUGUGCACAAGGGGGCCAAAGUCAAGUUACUGGAAUGAAUCUGAAGGGACCAGAUUCUGCUUCAGAUCUGGGCAGCAUCCUUGUGAAGCAUGUGUCCAAGCUUGAGAAGGAGAUUCUAGAAGCGAAGAAGAAUAACACACGCAUUCAACCCUUGGAAGAAAGCUGCAAGAAUGCAGAAGUACAUGUUAAGGAAGAUGCCAGUAAAGAAUCUGAAUCUUACAAGGCUCAGUCAGAAUCUCUCUGUAACAGCGAUUUCAUGACGAGUUUUGGUUCCAGAACACCAGAUGAAAAAAGCAAGCACGUCCAAGGUUGUUCACAACAAGACAAAGAGAAUAAAACUUUAUUUUCACAUCAGUUACCACCAUCUGGUGCAAAAGUUAAAUAUGGAGGAAAAAGAUUAACUCGGAUUGAAGCUGCAAAACUGGAAGCACUUAAUUCUUUUUGUACUAAAGAUGGAAAUACAUUUGAUGUUGGCCUUGAUAAGAUUUUUAUCAAGCCAAUCCAUAGAUUGGAGAGGGAAAAGAAGAAAGCACUUGAGCAUGGACAAAGCAAUUUGCAGAAAGAUCCACAGAAGAAUGAUCGCACCACAACUGUGACAGGGAGUUUGGAUGAGAUCUUAGUGAAGCAUGUGUCAAGGCUAGAAAGGGAGAAAAUUGAGUAUGAAAAGAGGAAUGCACUGGGGGAAGGACUGAGCAAUGUGCCGCAUGGUCAGCGAAAGCAUGGUAUCAAUACUACAGGAUCCGAGAGUUUGGAUCAAGUCUUAGUAAAGCAUGUUAGCCGUCUAGAAAGGGAGAAAUUAGAAUAUAGAAAGAGGGAUGCAUUGGGAGAAAGAACAAGUGAACAGAAUCAUCAGGAAAGGCACAGUAACACUGCCAUAGCAUCUGAUAGUUUAGAUCAGAUCUUAGUUAAGCAUGUCUCUAGACUUGAAAAGGAGAAGAUGGAGCAUGAAAAGAGCGGUGAUAUGAUCUUUCUAAAGAAGAGUGACCCGAAAUGCACAGAUGGAGCAGGUCUGUCUGACAUCCUUGUCAAGCGUCCAACGAAGCUUGAGCAGGCCAAGCUGGCUUCUUCUGUUACCGAAGAAGCACUGACAAGUAGCUUUAAUCCUGUCGAAGAGCGCAGAAGAGCAAGGGAGAAGGAGCUUAUGGAUGCAUGGGGAGGAGUGGGUCUAGGAAACUCGAUGAAACCCAAUCUCUCAAAAAUUGAGAAGGACAAGGUUGCCUGGAGAAAAGCGGAGGAAGAACAAAAAAAGAUGUGUGCUACUUCUACCAGGGAGGAGCUGUAACUGUAAGCUUGUAGCUUCGCUGUACUGGGACUGGUGUGCCCAUUUCACUCUAUGUACUUGUUUUGUUGUUUCCCAUAUGCACUUCCAGCUCGGAGGAAAGGGCAUGCAUGUAUAUUCUACUGGUAAAGCAAACACUAAUUCUGGGAACUUCAUAUCAUAAGACAAGAAGAUCAGUUACUUUCUGCCAAACUUCUGUAUCUUUGCUCUCUCUCUGUAGCCGAUGUGCUCUCCUUAGCUUCUAGUCACUAUGUCGUGCACUAGCUUGGCAUAUCCUGUGUGCUUAUCCGCGGAGGCAUAUGCGAGGAUCAACAUCCAGGGAUUAUUGUUGACUCUUCGCAGAGCCGCAAAGUUUGACAUUGUCAUCAGCUGAUCAUCAGGUUAAUAGAUGGUAUCCUAUCCUUCUUAGAUAUG